UAAAUCCAUAAAUACAUGCCUGCAAACUCGUUGCUUUUUGGCGAAAUUCACUGUUUUGAAUCAAAAUAUGCUGAUCAGAAGAGUUUUUUUUUCAGAGCGUGGGGGGGGUCUUUGUUUAUUUGUAAGAUGUAAGUCCUCAGGUGCCAUAGUUUGAAAAUUCAAAACACAGAUACAGGCAACAUAGCGUCAGGUAAUCAGUCUGCUUCGAACGUCAUUUUUGCGCCCUCGAAAGUCACCUCUGAAGAUGACGCAACACCAGGUAUCAUGUCGGAUAAAGAGGAAUUUGCGUUGUUUUUAUUACUCAGUGUGUUCCAAACAGCUAUAUUAUGAGAUCUUCCUUCAGAAUUCCCACUUCAAAAGCUGUGCCCUUCUAAGUGAGUAGGGCACUUGGGUGCGAUUGAUAUUGGUCGAAGUGUCAGAUGCUGAAGCUGUAGUUUACCACUAAUAAUAAUGUAAUUAUUGCACAGACCUAACGAUCGAUUCGCUUCAUCAGACAUUAAUUUAUCGUCAGGAUAUUGUUUUUAUGUGAACCCGCUCUCUAUGAACACGUUAUGAAACAAUCACCGUAAUGAAUGAUUGUGCUGACCAUGGUUACUGUUGACAUAAUCGUAGUUUAGAUAUAUUACAGUAGAACAGCAUGUUUCUUACGUCGCAAAAUAACAAUUAAGUGUUUAAUAUGCGCGUAGGCUAUAAGCUUCACCUUGGUCAUACGUCAUGUGAUUAGCUUCUGUUACAGAUGUCAUGUGGUGCAAUUGUACAAACUUGUGCUGGCCAAAACAUUUUGAGCAGCAAAUUGUGGCUGGUGUGACAAAAGCUUUUUACUUGACGCAAAUAUUGCAUUUUUUCUUUUCAGAGUGCACCAGAACGCAUAAAUUGAAAGUAAAAAUCACAAAAAUGUUCUUAGGGGGAAGGACUCCCCAGACACCCCAACAGAAAUUCUAAUUGUACGUGUGUCCCCUUUUUCACCUCUUCCGAGUCUGCAGGUCUGUAAAUAACAAUGCAGACUUUACAGCUUGUGAUCUUAAAGCAACAGAUGUAUUCAUUCUUCAGGAACAGUGCAACUGAGCUUGGAAUUCUGUAUGAUUCAGGAAGCAAAAAUGCAGAAAACUAAAGUGGAGAUUCUGGCUGCAGUGCUUUGGAAUCAUGUUAAAUAUAAAUUGCAACCAGUUUUUUCUAUUUCCUUUUGGAAGGUCAAACAAUGUGCUUUUCCCCUGACAUCUGAAAACAGUGUCUCCUUAACAAAAAAAUUGGUUUGGUCUGUUAGGUAGUAAAUGUAUGAUAACAGCAUCUCCACGAAUAAACAAAUUAUAAACAAUAAAACAUCAAACUCUCGGCCUACACAAAAGCAGUCAGCGGACAGCAUUAUGUUUUAAUGUGGCCAAGCAGACUCAUCACGGAAGUGACUGCAGGACUAUAGUUUCACUGUAGUACAAACAAAGCAAUUUCUGACUCACUUUAAUGUGCCGUUUGAGAUUUGUAACUUUGCACACCAAUUACACGUACAGUUUUUAUUACAAGCUAAAGAACUGGUAAAAAAAAGAAGCGUAAUAAAAGUGAAAGUAUUUAGUCAACGUCUUAGAAUUCUUAACAUAUUUUAUAGUAAGCCAAGUCUGAAAAACAGACCUGGUUUCGGCUGCUUGUUUUUGCUGGUCUGAAAAGAGUGAAGAGUGGGAAAUUCCUAAAGAAUGCAGUCAAGCAGGAUCUUUCUGAUGAAGCAGGUUUGUAUUCCAGGAAACAGAUUUAGUACACUGGGUAAGACAUGCAUGAUUUUCUGUAAAGCUGUUUGGAAUCAUCAAGAAUUUUUUAAAAUUACAAUUAAACGACCAAAAAAAUUACUUUUGAAGUGGAGUUGGCUUUGGUGAAAAUAAUUUUUUGUGUUCAAUGUAAAGGCAUUAGAAGACACAUGUGGUCAUAAAGGCAUGGACAUAGUGAACAAUACUUAGUGCCGAUGAGCUGCAAACCUCCACCGGUCAAGCUGAGACCAACCUUCAACUGAAACUCACUUGACUUAACCUAACUGCACACUGAGUAGCCUAAUUUAUAAUGAAUCUGUUCAAUGUUGUUGUUCUACAUCUUUCCGACAAAAUUCCCAUAACUUUCCUGAUAUAUUUAAAGAAAAGAUAAUAGGACAUGUCAGCUGACUAAAGGAAUGCAGAAUGUACACAUUUUACCCUUUAAAUAGACACAACUGGCACAUGAAGUUUCAUUUUAAAAGAUGUGGGACGACAUCCAGCCAUGUUAUGUUCAUAAUACCUUCAUAAUUCUUAGAAGGCAGUGGAUGAAAGUACUGUGAAUAUAGAAUCUCUUCCAGCUGCACUCUGCAUACAGAAAUUUGAACUGUAAAAAAACGUGACAAUGUUAACAUGAUUAAGUUGCCGUUUUCCAUACAGUACAUAAUGGAAAGCAACGAGGACAAAAACAGAGGUUCAGCUCAAGACAACAUGGAUCAAGAGAUUCACAGUUUGACACUUGUCCUAUUUGGAAACUCGACAUCAGUCCAGUUUGGUCAUGAUAACAUUUUACUGGGAGAAGAACAGAUCUGCAUUAAAACUGAAGAAACUCCUAGAAUUGUUCCUUCACACAUACAGAUAUCAGGACAUCAUGUUUCAGUCUUUAACAUGAUUGACUUCACUGAAUGUCAGCUGGACUUGGUAUAUCAACUAGUUCAUGAAAAUGAAAUCUGUGCCUUCAUCUUUGUUGUUCAACUGGGUCAGUUGACAGAUGCUGAUAAGAAGUGUCUGGAAUGGCUACAGAGAGUAUUUGGUGAUAAAGUUAUUCAGUUUGUUAUGGUCAUCUUCACUUAUGAGAGUGAAGAAGAGUGUGACACUAUGAGCAAUUAUCUGAAGAAAAACCCAGUGAAGAAGCUGUUAAAGAAGUGUGGAGAAAGAUAUCACACCUGCAGCAAGACCAUGAAUGACCAGUCAGAGAUGAGAAAACUAACAAGCAAGAUUGAACGUCUGUUUAAAAAGGAUCAAGGGCAGUGCUACACUGAAGAGAUGUACAACAAACAUUUAGGAAAGAGAAAAGACCAGAAAAAAACAGAUGAAUCCACAACCAAGAAAGAAGGAAAGACAGAAAGCAAAGAAAAAACCCAAGGAAAACACUGGUCGUCACAGUUAAUGUCACGGAUUUCGGAAGAACCCAAUUGCAGGCAGCGGGUAUUAAGGGGUUAACAAGAAACAGGUUUAUUUGAAACAAAAAAACAAAACAAAAGCCCACAAUGGGGUAACAAAGACAAGACUAAAUAAUACUAUGGAAUAAAAAGAAACAAAGACUUCCCACGUGGGGGCACAAAACCAAACUAGAAAUAAACUGACACAACGUCUCACACCAAGGUACAGGUAAGGUAUUCACAAGGACAGGCAAAACCAAACAAAUAGCAAUACCGGACACGACUAGGCACAAUACAAGACGAACCGACACAGGACAGAGAAAACAAGGGCAUUAAAUAGGGGAAUACAAACGAGGGAUAAUGACACAGGGAGGGUGAAGGGCAGGUGGUAGGGAUCAAACACUAAUGGGAAGCUAAACGGGAUAACAAGGGGGCGGGGCCAGAGACGCGACACUGAAGAGAAUGCAUAAUAUGUUAUGAUAGACCAUAAUAUGAUUCUCUCCACAUAAAACCUAAGGCUUUGUCAUGACUCUGCUACAAGA
Triplophysa rosa is the source of this 3654-nucleotide messenger RNA. Its product is annotated as GTPase IMAP family member 6-like. The record is from RefSeq and is a predicted model, not a curated record. Bases 2364 to 3173 code for a protein of 269 amino acids. The transcript has 6 exons. NCBI's taxonomy places the organism in Eukaryota, Metazoa, Chordata, Actinopteri, Cypriniformes, Nemacheilidae. Gene Ontology annotation, molecular function: GTP binding.